Aureobasidium musti is the source of this 1062-nucleotide messenger RNA. Lineage: Eukaryota; Fungi; Ascomycota; Dothideomycetes; Dothideales; Saccotheciaceae. The record is from the annotation of a GenBank genome assembly.
AUGAUUCUGACCAAAGUCUUACAACCUCUUCUGGCUUUGACUGCCAUCAGCUCGAUUUCAGCCAUGCCGACAAAACGAGAUACUAAAGUCGGAUAUCUGUUCACUUCUUUCCCUGUCAAUGAUGAAGCAAUCUACAUGCACCUGUCGAACGGCAAUGACCCCCUGUCAUAUCAAGCUCUUUCUCUAGAUGGCACCUCAGGGACGCAAGCCAUCCUCCGCAGUGACGUUGGUACUAAAGGCGUUCGAGAUUCCUUCAUCGUGCCUUCGCAAGACGGCAGCAAGUUCUGGCUCAUCGCAACAGACCUGCUUGCUAACAACUUCACUAACGACUUCAACGAAGCUACCAGAUUUGGAUCAAGACAGCUCGUCAUCUGGGAGUCUGAGGACCUGGCUACUUGGGGCGAGGCUCGUCUCACCCCGAACCUUGUCAACGAGACCGCUGGAAAUGCUUGGGCACCUGAGGCAUACUGGGAGCCUCUAAUUGACGCGUAUAUCGUGGUCUUCGCCUCUCGCUUCUGGCCAGAGACCGAUCCUGAUCGUACUGGUCCUCAGCCUCCCAACAAACUCAUGUAUGUCACCACCAACGACUUCGUCACCUUCUCAGAAGCACAACUGUACUUUUAUCCUGGCUAUCCUGUUAUCGAUGCCACGUUCAUCGCAACCNCCGAACAAGGACCCAAUGUCUGGUACCGCUGGAUCAAGUCAGAAGUCGACUACACAAUCUAUCAACAACGCUCUGAGAACGGCAUUCUCGGCGACUGGGUCAAUGUGGGAGGUGCUUCUGACGAUGUCCGCGUCACUUUUGCUUCACGGUACUCAAACAACGAGGGCCCUUUGAUCUUCAGGGACAAUCUUGAUGCUGGAAAGUUCCAUCUCUGGAUUGAUGAGAAUGAUUUGCAGACUUAUAUCCCGGCUACGGCUGAUACUUUGGAUGACAUGAGUGCUUGGGUACCUGAUGAUAUGAGCGGCUUCCCUAAGGAUGUCAAGCAUGGAAAAGUUUUGGCUGUUAAUCAGCAGCAGUAUGAUGCCAUACUUGCCAAAUACAAAGUUGUUGGAUCAUAG